AUGGCGGAGGAAUGCUUAUCACAUGCCAUGGAUUUGAGUGGCUUGUUACUUCUUUAUUCUGCUUUCGGUGAUGCUGAAGGAAUCACUAGACUUGCCUCUCUUGCUAAAGAGCAAGGGAAGAACAACGUUGCCUUCCUUUGUUUGUUUUUGUUAGGUAAAUUGGAGGACUGUCUUCACUUGUUGGUGGAUAGCAACCGUAUACCGGAAGCUGCAUUGAUGGCUCGUUCAUAUCUUCCAAGCAAAGUCUCAGAGAUUGUUGCAAUUUGGAAGAAAGAUCUCAAUAAGGUCAAUCCCAAGGCGGCAGAGUCUUUGGCUGAUCCUGAAGAGUACUCAAAUUUAUUUGAGGACUGGCAGGUUGCACUUGCUGUGGAGUCUAAUGUUGCACAGAACAGGGGCACCUACCUGUCUGCAGAGGAAUAUCCGGUUCAUGCUGAAAAGUUGAAUGUGAAUCUUGUGGAAGCAUUCAAAAGCAUGCAGGCGGAUGAAGGAGACUUGCCUCUUGAAAAUGGAGAUUUAGGUCAUGAGCUAGACAAUACUUGGUUCUCACCCCGAUCCUUGCAUGUUGCAUGA
This is a messenger RNA of Asparagus officinalis (garden asparagus), 570 nucleotides long. Its product is annotated as coatomer subunit beta'-2-like. NCBI's taxonomy places the organism in Eukaryota, Viridiplantae, Streptophyta, Magnoliopsida, Asparagales, Asparagaceae. Gene Ontology annotation, biological process: vesicle-mediated transport; intracellular protein transport. The transcript is spliced from 5 exons. The record is from RefSeq and is a predicted model, not a curated record. Gene Ontology annotation, molecular function: structural molecule activity. The coding region runs from base 1 to 570 and encodes 189 amino acids. Gene Ontology annotation, cellular component: membrane coat.